Messenger RNA from Pelodiscus sinensis (Chinese soft-shelled turtle), 4683 nucleotides. The record is from RefSeq and is a predicted model, not a curated record. NCBI's taxonomy places the organism in Eukaryota, Metazoa, Chordata, Testudines, Trionychidae.
GGGACCCCCUCCCUGAUCCACUCCCUGAUCCUCAACCUCAGCCUGGCGGAUCUGCUCCUCCUGCUCUUCGCCGCGCCCCUGCGGGCCGCCGCUUACUCCCGCGGCGCCUGGCCCCUGGGCUGGUUCGUCUGCAAAACCUCCGACGGCUUCAGCCGCACGUGCAUGGCAGCCAAGAGCCUGACGACCACCGUGGUGGCCAAGGCUUGCUUCAUGUACGCCAGCAACCCGGCCAAGCAAGUGAGCAUCGAGGCGCGCACGAUCUGUGCUGUGCUCCUGGCCACGUGGCUGGCGGCUCCGGGCAGCUCCGUGCCGCUCUGGCUCUUCAGCACGCUCCGGGAGCUGGCGGCGGGCUCGGCUGUGUGCAUCGUGGCCGUGCCAGCCCCUGCCCAGCAGUUCAUGGCCGUUUUCGUCAAGCUCUACCCCCUGCUUGUGUUCGCCGCGCCCCUGCUCUGCGCCUUCUUGUAUUUCUGGCGCGCUUAUGGCCAGUGCCAGCGCAGGGGGACCAAGACCCAAAACCUGAGGAACCAGAUCAGGUCGAGGCGCCUUACAAUAAUGCUGCUAAGCGUCACUGUGACCUUGACAGUGAUGUGGCUGCCCGAAUGGAUAUCCUGGCUGUGGGUUUGGCACCUAAAGCCAGCAAGCCCUGCUCCACCCGAAGGAUUCUUGGCUCUGACCCAAGUCCUUAUGUUUGCCAUCUCAUCAGUCAACCCUCUCAUCUUCCUGGUGAUGUCUGAGGAAUUCAGAGAGGGCUUUAAGGGCUUGUGGAAAAGACUGACCCUGGAAAAGCCUGUCCCUGCCACAGACAACCAGGAAAUCCCAGCUGCUAACUCUGAGGGUCUUCCUGAUUCUGUCCCUUCUCCAGAGUCAGCGAUUGCUGAGCAAGAGGAAGAACUCCCAGCUGCCCCCCAAGCCUCAGAAAGCCUGGAAAAGAAGGAGAUGCCAGUCUUUCCAGACGUAGAGCAGUUCUGGCAUGACCGAGAAGCCGCCCCAGAUGCUCAAGACAAUGACCCUAUUCCCUGGGAACACGAAGAGCAAGAGACAGUAGGCUGUGAUCAGUAAGGUUGAAGUUUUUAGCCAGAGGAAGGUCUAGUCAGUAUAGUUUUGCUACUUACCAAUGUGCUUAAACUGAUAAGGAAUAUACAGGAAAAAUGUUACACUGGUGAAAUUUUUACCAUUUUCUGUGCUCAUUAAAUGUUUGAUUUCCAAAUCUGUUACAAUAUUAAUAUUUGCAGUACUGUAGCCCUCUUGGUCCCAGGAUAUUGCAGACUUGAAGAGCUGUGUAAACUCCAAGGCUUGUUUCUUUGCACCAACUGAAGUUGGUGUUCAUCUACAAGGUAUUUCCUCACCCACAAUAAAGGGUGUGUAUGUGUAUCAGGGCAAUGCAUUAAUAGUUUCAAUCCUGAUGAUCAAAAUUUUGGUGAAGUGUUUCCUCAGAAAUGCUAACGUUUUGCAUUUCAGUAGCCAAUGUGGAGAUUUUUUUUAAAAAGGUGUUUGAGACAGAGAAUUGAGAACAGAAAUUAGAGAACAGACACAAACUUAAAUCAGGACAAGCUGGUGAGCUCAAUUUCAAAAUACGUCUAACCGUCAAAGAGAAAACAUUAAUAUUCACAAAAUACAUUGCAGAUUAUGUACCCAUUUUGAUGUUCUGGUUUAAGUGCUGCAGUUACUUCUGUGGAAUUCAUAUAGUUUCACAGGGUGAUGGUGCAGAAUUUGACUUCAGCAGUACAACAGGGCAUAUUUUCAGAAAUUUUUUUUUUGAAACAACUGAAAAAGCAGGUGAGGUUUGCUAACAAGUCAGAAUUGCUUUUCAGAACCAAAACAAUAAUUCCCCCUUUCUGAAUGUGCAUUAUUGAGAUGAAGGUAUAUUUAGAAAUCUUGUUCUAAGAUAAACAUGUUUUGUGUCUUCCUCAGUAAAAAUGUUUCAUGCUAAUUUUGUAAAGUACUUACAAAGCGUAGCAGGUGUCAGUCACUGUCAGUUUGUUUUCUACUGUGAAUAAAUAAAAAGUGAAGUUGGUUUGCCUUACUUAGGGCAUGUUUAUACUAGGAAAUUAUUUCAAAAUAGCGUGCCCACACUACAGGGAAGCAUUGAAAUCAAUCCGAGGAAGGCUAUUGCGAAAUGAGUGUUAUUCCUUGUGGAAAGCUGGAGCUAUUAUUUUGAAAUAACCAGCCCAUUAUUUUGAAACAACAGGCUUGGUAGUUUGGACACUCUGCUUGUUAUUUCAAAAUAACUCCCUGUAGUGUAGACCAGGGCUUAGACCCAAAAAUCGUUUUCUUCAGUCCACUGAAAUUCACAGGAGAUAUUUCUUGUAGUUAAGUAAAGGGAUGGUUUUAUAAAAUUGCUGAUAUCAUUGAGAGAGUCAUUAAUUCAAGAAGAAUCAACACAAUAGUAUUGUAUCUUAAAACGGUGAGUGGUUCCUACUUGAACAUUACAAAAUGGUUAUUUGUGAGAACUGCUCAGUAGGACUAAAAACCACCCUCAGAUCUCUCCAGCCCUAGUAAAUUGAGUCACUGGUUCUACCUUGUGAAUUAGCUCACGUGCUUGGAAAUAAGAUCUACCCUACUUGUUGGAGCAGCUCAGAUUUUCCCACAAUGUGUAUCACAGUCACAGACAAGAGAAACUCUGACAUGACUGUGGGUUGUGUAACUUAAGAGAAUAAACAGUGACUAUUACAGUCUGUUAAUACCUACAUAGGGAACAAAUAUUUAACUAUAAUCUCUUCAAUCUAGCAAACCAAGAUAUAACAUAAUGCAGUCUCUAGAAAGUGAAUCUAGACAAAUUCAGACUGGAAAUAAAGUGUAAACUUUAACGGUGAGAAUUAAGGAUAGCCACAAUUUAACCAAAGAUCCUUGUGGAUUUUCCAUCAGUGACCAUUUUUAAAUCAAGACAGAUGUUUCUCUGAAAGAGCUGUUCUGGGAAUUAUGUUGGUGAUGUUCUAUGAUCUGUAUUAUUCAUUAUGACAGACGAGAUGAUCUUGUCUGGCCUUAGAAUCUAUGAAUUUGAGAGACAUAUGUGUUGGUGGCAGAGUUUGAGCUGAACUUCUAGUUACCUUUCCAAACACAGUUUGACCGUCCAGACUGCAGCAAUGGCCCAUGUUUGUUUCAUCUGCAUGUGGAUGGAGGUCAUAACUGUUCCAAUCCUCUGCCUGUGCCAGUUACCUUAGCCUUGUAUCUUCAAUUUAGACAACUUUACCACCACCACACUUGGGUCACCACUCAAAUUUCAGCUAGUGCACAAUGUGCUGGGUUUGCUUUCUUAGUAGAGUUUCACACAUGGAAUAUAAGACACUAUUGUGCCUAUGCAUAUGCUGGCUUUCAGGUGGAUUGAGUGCAAUUAUAUUGAUAAAGCCCAUCAUGAUUUGGAUUCUUGGCAUCUGACAGUAAGUCUACAUAGCCAAAAAAAAAUAAAAAAAAUCUGCUGGCUUGUUUCACUGCUGUGUAAAAAUCUGGGCUUGAGCAGGAGCCCAGGCUAUAGAAACCUGGGAUUGGGAUGGUUCAAGAGCCUAGCUCCAGCCUGGGCCCGUUACACAGCAAUGAAAUAGCUCUGCAGCUCAAGUUGGCUGGCGUGGGCCAGCAAUGGGUUUUUCUUUACUGUGUAAACAUACCCAAGAGACCACCUUCCCUACCCAUGCUUCAUUCUGGCAAUUAAGCUCUGGCAUACACAUUCCACUAAAUUCACAUUUGCAUGGGAGUAGGCUAGAAGCAGGUCAUUCCUAGAGGGUCCUUUACACUGGAACAGGUACUGUUCCAACCCAGUCCAAUAGAGCUAGAGAGGUCAACCCUCAGAACAUAAUGCAAUGCUCAUUUAGUGAAAUAUUAGGGGAGAUAGGAAGCCCCAGGUGAUUUUAUCUAGACAGACUAAGUUUACAUUUAAAAUAAAAUCUCUGUAUUGGGUAAGUCUAAUGAGAGGUGGGGUGCACUAGUAGCACUGUACUUAAGGUUAUAUUUGAUGUCAAAUUAGACAGGAUCUCAUUUAUAACCCACUAUAGUUUGUGCAUUUCAAGGAGGCACUGGGGAAUGUGACACUUUUUGAUGUUUAGGUUUUAUUGCUAGUUAUUUUAUAGAAAAACUAAUUUAAUGUUUGCUUCUUAAACACUGUUUUAGGGUGUUAAUCUGGGCAAAAUUUUCUCAGAUCUCUGAUCUAAAUUUCAGGAAUUCAAGAGGAUCCAGGUCAUGUCAGCUUGUGUGUGAGAACAGCACUUAAUAUGAUAUGGCCUAUUAAUAUUACUGUAAAUUCAUGUUAAUAUACAAGAGGAAAAUGUUUGCCGCUAUCUAAACUUCAUAGGUUACAUUACUUUCUGUAGCUUUAACAAAGCUCUCUCAUACUCUAGUGAACAAGACACCCCAAGCUGACAGAGUUAGCCACUUGUUUUUUUGGGAUCUGGCACACCAGCAGACUCACUAAAGUCUAAUAAAAAAAUCGUAAACCGAUUUCUCUCAUUUCAAAAGUCUUUGUGGGAAAAGAAUGAUAGAAAGCAAAGAGAAUUGUGUUAUAUCAGAAAGAUGUGAACCACGCCUCCCACCGACUAAGCACCAAAAGGAAACUCACUCUUCAUCUCAAGCACAACAGAGGACCAAGAAACUAACCAAACACCAAUUUUGAGUUUUUUGCUGUUUUGCAAAUAAUUUCAUAUUGUAUUUGCACUUGAAUGCAAUGUUCUAGUAUAAAAAUUACAUUAGUCUACA